AAAAGGUUGAUGAUUAUUUUAGAGUGCCUACUUAAUUUCACAAAAAAAAAAAAAAAAAAAAAAAAAAAGGAAAAAUGAAAAAGGGAAGAGGCGAUCAUGGAAAAACGGUUUUGUCGGUUAGAAUAACAUUGUACAUACUGUAGAAAAUUAUUCAGCUCCCUUUGAGGAGACAAAAACGCAAAACCACUCAAUAUUUGCAAGUUCAUUGUCUCUUCAGACAUGUUGGAAGCUUCUUUAAACAUGGAUCCCCCUACAAAUGAAGGGGAUAUAAAACCAGCAACACUUGAAGAAGUAAAAGAAGAAGGUCCUCUCUUUUCUUGUAAUCUAUUUGAUGCAGAAAUGGUUCGCAAGGUAGCACAGGAAUUCCUUACAGGAUUAGCCUCCGCCUGUGUUGACAAUACGACAGGUGGUCUAUUCAAGAGCCCUGCUUCUGUGGCUGUUGAUAUCAGAAGAGAAAUGGUGGAUUAUCUUAUCCAGAGAAGCGAGUCAUUUGUUGCUGAAUCUGUUGUCAACGAAGGUGGAACGGAAACAGUAGUGUCCGACAACCCUUAUGAUAACAUUUCAGAUUUUAUUGAUGAUUUUGGUCAGUCAAAGAGAAUUUUUUUUAGCAAGGUUUCGGGAUGGAUACUAAGUGAAAGGAGAGAGGACAGAAUAGAUGAUUUCGUACAAGAAAUGGAAAUAAAUGGCUUUUGGUUGAUGGGGAGGAGGGAAACGGUAGCACAAACAGUGAUUAGAAAUGUCGACUUCAAGAACACCUUUCACUGCAAUAUGAAGUUUAAGUCCGAAAAAGAGCUUGCGGAACAUAUAUCCUCGUGUGGUUUCAGGGAAAUAAACUGUGAAAACGAGGGGUGUAAUGCCAGAUUUAGUGCAGCUCAACUGGAACAGCAUGAUUCUACCUGUCCUUUUAAAAUACUUCAGUGCGAGCAAAAGUGUCCAGAAAUGCUAAUGCGGCGUGAAAUGGACCGGCAUUGUAUAACUAUUUGUCCAAUGAAGCUUGUCAAUUGUUCCUUUUAUCCAGUUGGUUGCCAGUCUACCGUUCCCCAAUGCAAAGCAGAUGAACAUCGUCAGGAGAAUCUCCAAUCUCACUUGGUCUACAUUUUAAAACUUAUUUACAAGGAAGCUUCUUCAGAAGCUCUUAAGAAAAGGGCUGAACAAUUGGAACAGGCAUCAUCAGGUGGACGGCUUGCAGCUGCUCGUGAUGCAAGAUCAUUAACAACUGCAAUUAAGAAUAUUGAUGCAAAGCUUGGACCUUUGGAGGUUGAGAAAAAGACAGAGGUCAAUCCCGAGGUAGCAGAGUUGACAGACAAAAAAGAGGACGGCACUGAUAAAUCCACCAUGAAAGAUGAUGGUAAGGACUCGCCUCAUAAGAAUGAAAAUUCCUCAGAGUCGCCCACAGACAGAAAAGAGGAUGGCACUAGUAUAUCCACGAAGAAAGAUGAUGGUAAGUGUUCGCCUCAUAAGAAUGAAAAGUCUUCAGACUCACCCACAGACAAAAAAGAGGACGGUACUGGUAUAUCCACGAAGAAAGAUGAUGGUAAGGACUCGCUUCAUAAGAAUGGAAAGUCUUUAGACUCGUUCACAGACAAAAAAGAGGACGGCACUAGUAUAUACACUAAGCAAGAUGAUUGUAAGGACUCGCCUAAUAAGAAUGAAAAGUCUCCAGACUCAUCCAAGACUCAGCAUGACUCUAAAGUUGCGCCUGCCAAAGUGGACUCACCUUCCAGCAAAACUGAAGUGAAAGAAGACUCAACAAAUCAAUCCCCCAGCAAAAGUAGGAUCACAGAACCUCCGGUAGAAAAUGGAGGCGCGAAAUCUCCUGAUAAAAAUGUAGUGUCUCCAAAAUCACCCAAAAAUAAAGAAUCGUCUAAGUCACAUGAGGAACAUCCGGACCUCACAGUUUCCUCUAAGAAAGUGGAGUCAUCCAAAAGUGAAGUGUCUGCCCUGUCACCCAAGAAACAUCAAAACUCUUCCUCACCUGAAAUGGAUAUACAUGAAACUAAAGAGUCUACGCCAUCACCCAAGAAACACCAUGACUCAACUUCCUCACCCAAAAUGGAGUCUGCAAAAAGUGAAGAGUCUAUUCUAUCACCCAAGAAACAUCAAUACUCCACGGCUUUGGUAGACAAGGUUGAGUGACAUGCAAAACUAGGAUUUUGUGAAAAGAAUGAAAUUCAAAAAUGGAGUCAACAAGUCCACACCUCAAUAAAAGAGAUCAACAUAAUCAUCAUCAGAAGAAAAAGAGCCUAAGUCGACAAUCCACAAGUAGAUGCAUUUGCAGCAACCAAAUGAAGUAGAUUUAAAAAGUUAACAGACAUGAAAUUUGAUCAGACAAAGUAUUGAUCAUUUCUUUAGAGGAAAGACUGGGUACCUAAUAGAACGGCAGUGUGACAGUUCUCUAACGUUCAUGCUGGAAAAAAAAAAUCGGAAAGUAAGUUGAUUGCAUUAAAGUGUACUCUCUCUUUCAGAAGUUAACUUGAAGUUAGAGCCUAGUGUAGCAGAAGCACAGGUAUCUUUUGCAUGAAGCAAAGAAAAGCUAAAUUUUGAUAUUUUUAGAAACCUUUACCUUGUAGAAAGAGGAAAACAAUGUUUUUCGCGACCUGUCCAUUUGAUGGCUGGUUUGUGGUACGACUAUUUUACACAUUGUUUUUUGACACCUUUAGUCAUACAGUUAACUUAUGUUUUUUUAGUCGUCUUAGGCUUGCAUAGGUUUGUUCUAGUUUCUGCGAUGAACUUUUUCAUUACUUCUUCA
Lycium barbarum (goji berry) is the source of this 2749-nucleotide messenger RNA. RefSeq lists its product as uncharacterized. The coding region runs from base 220 to 2136 and encodes 638 amino acids. Lineage: Eukaryota; Viridiplantae; Streptophyta; Magnoliopsida; Solanales; Solanaceae. The record is from RefSeq and is a predicted model, not a curated record. Gene Ontology annotation, molecular function: zinc ion binding. The transcript is spliced from 3 exons.